Molecule: messenger RNA, 1617 nt
Organism: Syngnathus typhle (broad-nosed pipefish)
Lineage: Eukaryota; Metazoa; Chordata; Actinopteri; Syngnathiformes; Syngnathidae
Product: alpha-1,3-mannosyl-glycoprotein 4-beta-N-acetylglucosaminyltransferase C-like
Exons: 5
Coding region: 145-1101 (318 amino acids)
Biological process (GO): protein N-linked glycosylation
Molecular function (GO): acetylglucosaminyltransferase activity
Source: RefSeq, a predicted model, not a curated record
UACGUGUUGGUGACAAAAUCUCCGCCAGCAUCACGCUGAGCACGAGGGCCCCCCAAGGCUCAGUCCGCUGCUCUUCACCCGGCUGACGCAUGACUGCACAGCAACAACCGCAUAGUGAAAUUUGCUACCGACACGACUCUGGAAAUGCGACGUCAUUCAAAGAAGAAACAUGCAGUGUUGUUCUUGCUGCUCCUUGCGGGGGGCUUCUACUUGGUGCACUAUUCACACUCAUUCAUCACUGACCCGAACAGGUCAGAGGAACCAAUGAACAUCGCAUGGAAGGCAGAAAGGAUGGUCAGUAUGGAGUCAUGGGUGGAGCAAGGAGAUUACCUGCCUCUCAAUGUGACCUAUCAACUGCUUGCAGGGAUACCAGUCACUCAAAUGAGGCAUCUAUGCAUUGGACUAUCGUCGGUGAAGAGGAAGAAGGGCAGCUAUCUGAUCCCCACGUUAGUAUCCCUCUUCUCUCGAUCAUCUCCUGAAGAGCACUCCUCCAUGGUGGUUGUAGUUCUGCUGGCAGAUUCCGAUGUCAACUGGCUGACGACCACAGUGACGGAAAUAAAAUCAGAAUUUUCAUCAGCACUAGAGCAAGGUCACCUGCUGGUCAUUCAUGUCCCUGAGGAAAACUAUCCACCGACUACAGGUCUAAAAAGGAACUACAAUGAUUCUUCUGCGAGAGUAUCAUACCGCUCCAAGCAGAACCUGGAUUAUGCUUUUCUUAUGCACUACAGCUCAGGUGUGGGCAGAUACUACCUCCAGCUGGAGGACGACGUCUCCUCCGCAAAGAACUUCCUCACAACCGUAAAAAAGCGUGUGGAGGAGCAAGAAGCUAAGACGACGACCUGGGCAAUGCUGGAGUUCUCCAACCUUGGCUACAUUGGCAAACUCUACAAGUCGGCCCACCUCCCUCUGCUGGCACGUUUUCUCUUCCUCUUCUACCAAGAAAUGCCUUGCGACUGGUUGAUGUCUCACUUUCGAGUCCUGCUGACUCAGAAGGAGCCCAUCCUUUUCAAGCCUUCCUUAUUCCAGCACAUGGGGACUUUCUCUUCAUUCCAAGGGAGAGAGAACAAACUAAAGGACAAGGACUUUGAGGAGGGGGUCUAAUCCAAUCCUCCAGCGGGAAACACUUUCCCAAACUAGCCUGGGAGGCCGGGGAAAGAUUCUUCUGGGGUUGUGUUUACAGACCCAAGAGUGGUGACAGGAAUAACUGUUGAGACUGGGUCAGAGGGGAAAGAUAUUUUGGGCUCAGCGCAGGUGGAAAUAGGACGCAGUGUGAUCACCACAUUUGACUUGACACAAUUGAAUGUAAAUGCAAGCCAAUGUGCCUGUUUAUCUUGAGACUAGCAGAUUUCAACCUCUCUUGAGCUGUACUCACGGCAACCACAAGAAAAAAGUACAGAAUUGUCAAGAAAAUAAUACAAUAAUACAUAGUAAUAAUAAUGGCCAGAGCUUUUUACUGAUGCUUAAUGGGUCCAAAAAAAACUUAUGGUUCAUUUGUCACUGACUUAAAGAAUCUUUGAUAUAUUUGUAUAUGAAAUAUAUGAGAUAUAUUAAAGUAUUGUACAACAUGUGCUACAUUGUUAAAUGAAAGAACAAACUGAAAUAAAAAAAAUUUGAAUA